UCUGACUUCAGUUGAAAUCAACAACCCUCUCAAUGUCAUUGCAAUGGGUGCUGGAAAAUUGGAGACGGGAAUUAUCUUCCUCCUUCAGACUGGAGUUGGGAUCCUUGGAAAUUCCUCCCUCCUUUGCUUUUACAACAUCUCUUUCUUCAUUGGACAUAAAUUGAGAUCCACAGAUCUAAUUCUCAACCAGUUAGCAUUUGCCAACUCCUUGGUCCUUUUCUUCAAAGGGAUGCCUCAAACAAUAGUGGCCUUUGGAUGGAAAGAUUUCCUGGAUGAUGUCGGAUGUAAACUAGCCAUUUACUGGUGCAGAGUGGGCAUGGCUGUUUCCUUGAAUACCAUCUGCCUCCUGAAUGGAUUCCAGCUCAUUAAGCUCAACCCUGGUAUUUGGAGUUGGAUGGAGGUCAAGAUUAGAUCUCUAAAGUUCAUUGUCUUCUGCUGUUUCUUGUGCUGGAUCUUACAUAUUGUAUUAAAUUCAUUCAUUCCUGUUCUAGUGAGUAGCCCACGGGGUAGACAGAAUCUCAGUUUAGAAAGUAAUUAUAGGUAUUGUUUCUGGGAAAUGCCAGAUCACUAUAACCCACUGUAUACAGUCCUCCUAUAUUAUUCCCCUGACUUUUGGGGUCUAGCUUUCAUAAUGUGGGCCAGCAUCUCCAUGGUCAUUUUACUGCACAGACACAAGAAGCAAGUACAAUACAUUCACAACCAAGCCCUCUCCAAGUCUAGACAAAACCAUGAAGCCAGAGCCACAUGCACUAUCCUGAUUUUGGUGACCUCCUUCUUUGCCUUCUAUUCAAUCUAUAAUGCUUUGGCCAUCUGGACAACAUUAACUGUAAAAACCAGUUACUGGACGAUGAACAGCUCUGUUUUUUUGAGUACAUGUUUCCCAGCAUUAAGCCCCUUUGUGAUCAUCAUCAGUGACACCAGAAUCUCUAGGUUGUGUUUUGGCUGUUGCCUGAAGACCAAGUGUCUUUUUGAUUAGUUCAAGUGCUCUGGCUCUCUUUACUUUCUUUUGUGAAGUCACUUCAAUUAUUGCUAACAUUUAGUUAGCUAUUACAUAGUAGAAUUUUGUGAAGUCAACCAGGGCAUAUAGGACCAGUAAUGUCCCUGCCCACAUGGAUCUUCUCAUAAAGCUAUACAUUUACAUUAUUAAUUUACAUCUAAAGUAAUUAAUUAUCAUCGCUGGGUAGUCGUAGUGGAACAAAUCAGGGAAAUUUUAAAUAUUGUCGUGGAAGGAAAAUUAUAAGUUUGGGCAAUUAGGAGACAUCUAUUAUUUUGGAUUUGAUGAAGAUAUAUACAAGUUAUAUAUUGUUUACAUAUAAUUGUGUUAACCUCUUUCUGGCUGUGGGAAAAGCACCUGAAAGAUACCGUGUUUAGGAAGAUAUGUGAAGCUUCCGGAUUUUGUUGUGUUUAGGUGUUUAGAGUGCAUAAGAAAGAAUUCUAGAAAGAAUCUAUGAGUCUAUAAAGGAAGGUGUUGAAAAGUGCUGGGUUAAGCAAUUAGGAACAAUAAAAAAAAGUAUGACUAUUUAACGGGAUUGCAAGGCUGGUGAAUGGGUUCAAACUGUGGGUGACAUGAGCAGUUAUUUUUGUUUUAAAUUCCUUACAGAAUAUUUACUUUAAAAAUAUACUCAUUUUCAUUCCUGAUUUUUAAUUUUUUAUUACGAGUAUAUAUUUGUCUGUUUGUGGGUAUAUGCAAGUGAGUGCAGUGUCUGUAGAGUCCAGAAGAGGGCCUCAGAUUCCCCUGGAGUUGGAGAUAGGAGAGGUUGUAAGCUACCCUGUGCUAGUGCUGGGAGUCAAGUUUGUGUUCUCUGAACAUAAAUAGCUCUCAACUGCUGAACCAUCUCUCUUAUCCCUUUUAUGGUUUGUUUUGUAAAUUGAUUUCAAUUAGUCUCAAUUUGUAGCAUCUAGUAUAAAGUUUUAAAUGCUUACAAAUUUUUUGGCUAUUUUCAUCUGGAUAACAAAUUUCAAAAGAGAAAAGAUGGAUAUUAAAAGAUUGAGUUCUUUCCUUUUAGUACACUGAUUUGAUUUUCAUACUCUUCCUUAAUCUUGAUAUUUGAAAAUUUCAAAUACCUUACACAUAUUCUUUUGUAAAUUAGUUCUUGGAGAAUUUCAUGCCCAUCAAGAUGGGUUAAGGUAUCUGCUGCCAAACUUAACAACUUGAGUUCCAUCCCUGGGACUCACUUGGUGGGAGAGAUCCAACUUUCACAGCUGUCACCUGAACCCUGCACAUGCAUCUAUAUGGAUACACACACACACACACACACACACACACACACACACACACACACACACACGCAUGCACGUGCCAUAAUUGCAAUAAAAAUGAAAAGAAAACCAUUUCUAGGUAGAAGCCAAUAAAAGAUGGUUCUGAAUCAAAUGCACACAACUGUUAGUGAGGGCAGGGAUGUAGCUGUUUUGUAGAAUGCUUCCAUAACAUGAAGGAUCCCUGGGUUCAGUCCCCAGAAGCACAUAAAACUGGGUAUGGUGAUUUACAUCUGCAAUCCCAGCACCUGGGAAGUGGAGGUGGGAGCAUCAGAAGCUCAAGAUCUAUUGAAUACCCAGGGGUCCGGCAGUUUAGCUACAUUCAGCAUGGGACAUCUGAGGGGAAAAAAAUCUACUUACACUAUGCUCUUAUGUCUGUUAACUUUAUUCCUCUAAGACAAAAUUUUAUCAAUACAGCUAUAGGUCCGUCAGGCAUUCAAGGCAGGAAUAACUCUAGACAUACCAAGCUCUUUAUCCAUCUACUUUAUUUUUCUGGGAUGAAAUCCUGUCUACAUAGCUUCAGUUCUGUCCAGUUCCCUAGCUCAUAGUCCUGCUAAUGACUAAACUCCUAUGCUUCCAGGCUCAUCUUCGUCCUCCAUUUCCUCAUUUUCCCUUUCCACUACUCUCUACUCCUGGCACUCAGAAAACUCUACCCACGAUCUGCUUACCCUAUAUGGAACCUCUGUCUUCCUCUCUUCUCUCUCCCCAUGACCCUUUCUACAGAAAAUGCCUGCUCUUUCUUUUCCUGGGCAUGUGGUUCUCUGCCUCCUCAGGAAUGUUGUUCCACCUAACACCUUGAUAUGUAAAAACCUCUUUUGUUCUCAGUCAAUUGCUCUGGAGAGUCACUAGGUCUCAAGGUGAGGAGAUGGUCUGAGCUUCAUUUGCACAAGAAGCAAAGCUAUACCUCUCCAGCCAGCUUAUCUCCUAAGCUCAGCAGGGUAGUUAGUAACCUAGAGGUUCAGCAGGUCUGAAAAUAUUUGGGGAUGCAAGAAUUUCAUAGUAGAAGACAGCUGAAAUAUUAAAGGCUAGAUAGCACCAAAUAUUCAUAAUAAAUGGCUUGCCUCUUGACAGACCCUUGGUCAAAGUAUAGCUUUAAUACACAGCUGAAUUGCUAUGAUAUUUUCUUGCAGCCCACAAGAAAGAUCUCCCUUUACUAUGCUGUGCAGAAUUGAGGCUUCUCUGGGAUACAUGAAAUCCCAUAUAAGAACAAAAACCCCAAUGGAAUUGAUUGAUUUCUUUGUACUUCUAUUGAGUUUCCAUUGGGGUUCAGUUUGGUCAUACUAUGACAGAGAAGACUAAAAUUCUCUGUGUAAAAGAAGAUAAGAACCAAAAUCUUCUUGAGACUGGAAGGCAAUGGUUUUGAAAGCUGCUAUGAAAAGGUCAAGUAUGUGGGAACACAAAGGGAAUGGAAUGGAAGCACCCCAUACAGAUGUAUUGCCAGUGGCAAGGGUGAUGUCAUCAUGCAGCCACUGGCUUAUCCUCCCAGCUGUUUCUUCUUUCUUCCAAUGUUAGUUUUUUUCAUUCUUCUAGGUCUAUCAUAUUUGAUUGUAUCAGUGAUUUCUUAAAAUGUCUCUUUGGGAUCACAAGUGGUCUUUUUUAUAUUAAGAAAAAUUUUUUAAAAAAAAUAUUUAUUUAUCAUGUAUACAAUGUUCUGCCUCCAUGUAUGUCUGCAGGCCAGAAGAGGGCACCAGAUCUCAUUACAGAUGGUUGGAAGCCACCAUGUG
This is a messenger RNA of Peromyscus californicus insignis, 3980 nucleotides long. Its product is annotated as vomeronasal type-1 receptor 1. Bases 44 to 976 code for a protein of 310 amino acids. The transcript has a single exon. Gene Ontology annotation, biological process: G protein-coupled receptor signaling pathway. The record is from RefSeq and is a predicted model, not a curated record. Gene Ontology annotation, cellular component: membrane. Gene Ontology annotation, molecular function: pheromone receptor activity. Lineage: Eukaryota; Metazoa; Chordata; Mammalia; Rodentia; Cricetidae.